UCAGCUACAAUGUAAACUCUUUAGUUUAUGAACCUGAGCUAAACUGCUAAUAAGAGGAAGGACUGAGAGAAAAGGACUAAUCCAGAGACUCAGCACUCAGGAUUCCAGCACUACUGAGAGAGGAAGUGAAGUCGGUAGAUCAGGCAUUCCAGACGAGGGACUGUCAGAAGCAAUUAGUUAGGGAUUCUUAGAAGCAGAAGAAACACAACUUCACUCCCAUAGCUGAAACACUAGACUGAGGAAGGCAAAAUGGCAGCUGGGUAUAUGGACAAAGAUUUUAAACUGGUCACCACUGAUCCUGUUGUGAAGGCUUCUCUUGGUAAAGAUGCCACUCUGCCCUGUCACCUCUCUCCUGAAACCAGUGCUGUUGCCAUGGAGAUCAGGUGGUUUAAGGGGACAGACUGUAUCUACCUGUAUAAGAAUGGUCAUGAGACAGUGAGGGAGGACUAUGAGCGCAGAGUGAGUGUGAACACCCAGGAGCUGCAGAGAGGAGACGUGUCUAUGACACUGAGGGAGAUCAGAGAGAAAGAGAUAGGAGUGUUUCUGAAACUAUGGAAGACAGUGGGAAAUGAACAAGUGUACACAUGCCAGGUCAUCAGUGGAGAACACACGGAGGAGGGAAGAGUCGGGCUGUUGGCUGAUUAUGUUGGUUGGAGGGAAACUCAGGAGGAAGAUCUGAGGGUGGUGGAGUCAAUGAAGACGGAGAUAACUGCUGAAGAGAGGAAGAGGAUGGAGAAAUCUGUCCAGUUUGUGGGAUUGUCUCCUUUUCAAUGUUGUCUAGGCUAUCAGCCACCCCUUUUUCCAACCCAGGAAGAGGAGGUAGCCGUGCCAUCCGUACAGGCCUUUGUCAGACGCUGUCGGGAGAGUAUGGGCCCGAAACUAGACAUCAUCUGCUGCAAGCUGGCAAGAAGUACAAGAAGAUGGCUGACAGACGGCGCGUCCCUGCUCCUGCCUACCGUCCCGGUCAUAGGGUAAUGCUAUCGACUCCCAACCUUCCUCUCAAGGUCCUCUCUCGGAAAUUAGCUCCAAGAUUUGUGGGCCCUUUCCCUGUCUCCAAGAUAAUCAAUCCCUGUACUGUCAAAUUGUCAUUGCCUUUGUCUAUGCUUCGCAUCCACCCCUCCUUCCAUGCUUCUCAAUUACGUCCUCUGAUCUCUUGUCCUCUCUCUCCCCCUGUCAAAGCCCCCCCACCCCCUACGGUCAUUGACGGGGGCGAGACUUACACGGUCAGGAGGCUACUGAAGGUCCGGUGCCGUGGCAGGGGCCUACAGUACUUGGUGGAUUGGAAGGGCUACGGGCCAGAGGAGAGGUGUUGGGUGCCAUCACGUUUUGUCCUUGACCACCGUCUGAUUGAGGAUUUCCACCGGCAGAACCCGGAAGCACCAACUAGGGCGCCAAGAGGCGCCCGUAAGGGGGGGGGGGGGGGACUGUCACGAUCUGAGCCAGAUCCAUGUUUUCUAUGUCAUGUGCCCCAUGUCGUGUGUGUGUGCGCGCUCUCUCUCUCCCUCUCUCUCCCCGCUUCAGGUUUGCCAUGCUUAACUCACUGACUCUUCCAGGUGCCUGGUCUAACACCUGUGGCUAAUUGGACCUCAUCUCUUCCCUGUGCCUGGCCUAACACUCCUGUUGCUAAUGAAGCCUCGUUUCUUCCCUGUGCCUGGUCACACACCUGUGUCUAAUUGGACCUCAUCAGUGCCUGUGUUAAACCGUGCUCUGAAGAACAUUCAGUGCUGGAUUAUCUCUUCGCUUACCUGGACACCUUUCUUGCCAUGUUUUCCUAUUGCAUUUUUCCUGCCUGUCUGUUUUUGCCUGGAUUCCUUUGGAUUUUGGAUUUAACCCUUUGUGGGUUUUAUUGGACUGCUUUGGACUGUGCAUCUAGCCCUGGCCUGUGUUUUUAUGUUUCUGUCUUAUGCUGCCUGCCAUGCCUCGUUGAGAUCCCCAUGUUUUGUAUCUUCUGAGCUUUGCUGUUUUUUUCUGU
Messenger RNA from Clupea harengus (Atlantic herring), 1972 nucleotides. RefSeq names its product butyrophilin subfamily 1 member A1-like. The record is from RefSeq and is a predicted model, not a curated record. The transcript has 9 exons. Lineage: Eukaryota; Metazoa; Chordata; Actinopteri; Clupeiformes; Clupeidae. The coding region runs from base 250 to 975 and encodes 241 amino acids.